Zea mays is the source of this 1967-nucleotide messenger RNA. RefSeq lists its product as uncharacterized. Bases 69 to 1754 code for a protein of 561 amino acids. Lineage: Eukaryota; Viridiplantae; Streptophyta; Magnoliopsida; Poales; Poaceae. The transcript has a single exon. The record is from RefSeq and is marked validated.
CGCCAAACCAAACCAAACCUCCCGCCCUCUCCCCACUUUCAUCCCCUCCCCGCAACGGCCCAACCACCAUGGCGUCUUCCUCCUCCAGCCCCUCGUCAACUUCGCCCUCCACCGCUUCACGUUCUGAAUACCAAGAUACCGAUCAUUUGGCCGCUCAGUCCCUCUACGAGACGACGUAUCCUCCGCUCCCCACCCGUGAAGCCGCUCCAACAACGAGCGCCGCCCUCGGCGUCGCACCAGGCGCCAUCAACGCCUCGGCCACCGCGCCCGGCGUCUCCCGCUCCAACACACGAUCUCAAAUAUACCACACCCUCUGGGGCGGCACCAAACGCGUCCCCCUGCCCACCAACAUCUCCCUCGCCCUCGCGCACCAGAGGAGAUGUCGAGGUCGGACUCGGACUCGGAACUCCGCGGAUGUCUCCCAGCCCCGCCGGAAUAACCCCGUGGGCUUAUCCCAGCACGUCUCCUACGCGUCGCGCCUGGACCUGGAUUCGGGGUGGGGUACCGCACCGGCCCCGACGUCCGCGCUCGCCCCGAUGAGGUCGUCCACCGCGAACCCGUCGCCGCCUACGUCGGCAUGGACCAGGCCCUUCCUCUCGUCGAGCACCGUGGCCUCAACCCGGACGGACAACAGGAUAGCCGUCGCCGCCACGCCGCCACCCGACACCACGCUGGUGCCCGACGCGCCAGGCUACGCGCCCGCCGUGGCGACGAGCGUUGACACCGAGCCGGAGCCGAACGCGUCCAUCUCCACCACCUAUUUCGCGCCCGCCGUGGCGACGAGCGCUGACACCGCGCCGGAGCCGAACGCGUCCAUCUCCACCACCUCUUUCGCGCCCGCCAUGGCGACGAGUGCUGACACCGCGCCGGAGCCGAACGCGUCCAUCUCCACCACCUCUUUCGCGUCCGCCGUGGCGACGAGCGCUGACACCGCGCCGGAGCCGGACGCGUCCAUCUCCACCACCUAUUUCGCGCCCGCCGUGGCGACGAGCGCUGACACCGAGCCGGAGCCGGACGCGUCCAUCUCCACCACCUCUUUCGCGCCCGCCGUGGCGACGAGCGCUGACACCGCGCCGGAGCCGAAUGCGUCCAUCUCCACCACCUCUUUCGCGCCCGCCGUGGCGACGAGCGCUGAUACCGUGCCGGAGCCGGACGCGUCCAUCUCCACCACCUCUUUCGCGGCCGGCGUGACGACGAGCGCUGACACCGCGCCGGAGCCGGACGCGUUCAUCUCCACCGCCUCUUUCGCGCCCGGCGUGACGACGAGCGCCGACCGCGCGCUAGAGCUAGACGCGCUCACCUCCGCCUCCUCUUCUGCACCCGGCGCAGACCCAGACAUCUCCAGCAUUAUAGACGACUUGGAGACCUUGUUCGUUGCAGGAUCGGGCAUGCAAGCGAUCGGCGACAGAGGCGUGCACCCCGUCGACGACUUCUAUCCGGACCUAUUCCAGGCGUGGCGAGAGGAUGUCGCGUCGCGGGCGUGGCGAGAGGAUGUCGCCCCGCGGGCUGGGCGAGAGCAUUUCGCGUCGCGGGCGUGGCCACAGGAUGUCGCGCCGCGGACGUUCGGCUACUACGACAUACCUGCCGCCGACAUCCCGCUCUGUUCGGAGUGCCGCAUCCGAUCCGCACAGAUCGAGGCUAGACAUUACGACCAUUUGGACAUCUGCGCCCGGUGCUACGCCAAAAAGUUCGUCUGCCCGAUAUGUGGCUAUGAUUUGGGAGUGCCGCCUUCGACCGGCACACAUCGAGGCUAGACCUUACAGCCGUUUGGUUCGUCUGCCCGCUGCUUAUUACCUGGCUACUGUAGCGUUCAGAUACGCAUCCAUUCUUGCUGGUAGCAUAUUUGCGAAUUGCAAACGAUGCUCUGUUCUGUGAAUUGAAUUCUUGCUGGUAGCAUAUUGCGAAUUCUUAUUACGAAUUGCAAACGUAGUUGCACUGUGAAUUUCUAUCGAUUCUUGCUGGUAGCA